Molecule: messenger RNA, 1617 nt
Organism: Anolis sagrei ordinatus
Lineage: Eukaryota; Metazoa; Chordata; Lepidosauria; Squamata; Anolidae
Product: sulfotransferase 1C1-like
Biological process (GO): sulfation
Cellular component (GO): cytoplasm
Molecular function (GO): sulfotransferase activity
Source: RefSeq, a predicted model, not a curated record
CCAUUUGUCUUACUGAAGAAGGAUAUACCUGCCAGGCAAAUAGACAUUGUUAGAGUAGUAAACCCAAGUCCUUGUGAUGUGUCAGGUAAGGCUACACAUCCCACUCUGUCAGCAUACCUUGCAGAUGACCUUAAGAUGCACCGAACAAAAAAGCUGAGAGUCUGCACAUUCAGGGCACAAAUUGGGCUGGCCUGUUCAGAAAUUGUAGCUGUUUAAUAGUGGAGUUUGAGAUAGUGAAACUAACUUCCACAAGGAAAUACAAGCACUCUUCUUGAUAUUGUUUUCAUUUGGAGGGGAGGUUCCAACUACGCACAACCCUCUAAGGGGAAGGUUCACUUGAAUGACCAGCUAUAGCAGGUGAAAGUUGUUUGCCAGGGACACACACACCCUUCAUUUGUACUAGGACACACACACACCCCAACACAAACACGCACGGUGUUGAUUCCUGGGUCAUAAACUAACUUCAGGAACAAGAGAGAAAGGCAGAGAAGGAAGGAAAUCGAGCUGUCAGAUUAAGAAGUUAAGCUGGUAAGUAUACAUGAUCUUGAAUUCCAGCAUCGAGAAAUUGGUGCCGAUGGGAAUAAAGAAUGGGCAUUGGGUCCUCAACUGAUGUGAGAACCAUAUUAAAGUAGAUGUUUCUCUUGCUGCCUCAGCAGGUCAUGGAUUCUGAAAAAGGUGGGGACUCUGAAUCUUACAAGCGCUCAACACUUCUAGAUAUUAAUGGAGUCCCUUUUCCAAGUGAUAUGAUCAAUGGCUGGGGUGCCAUCUGGAACUUCAAGGCUCGGCCUGAUGACCUUCUUAUCUGCACUUACCCCAAAGCAGGAACCACCUGGAUACAGGAAAUUGUGGACAUGGUCCAGCAUGGAGGAGAUCUGCAGAAAUGUGCUCGGGCCCCCAUCCAUGAACGAAUGCCUUUCAUAGAGAUGUUCCUUCCUAAACUCAACAUCUCUGGUGUUGAAGAAGCCAAUGCAAUGGCCUCUCCACGCACCCUCAAGUCUCACCUCCCAGUCCAGCUCUUGCCUCCUUCUUUCUGGGAACAAAAGUCUAAGAUUAUUUAUGUGGCAAGGAAUGCCAAAGACAAUGUGGUCUCUUACUUCCAUUUCCACCGGAUGAACAAGACGAUGCCAGAGCCUGGAACCUGGGAAGAGUUUCUGGAGACUUUCAUAGCUGGGAAAGUUGCCCUCGGUUCGUGGUUUGACCACGUUCGUGGCUGGUGGGAGGCCAAGGACCGACAUCCGAUUCUCUAUCUCUUUUAUGAAGACAUGAAAGAGGAUCCAGGUCGGGAAAUCCGGAAAGUUGCUGAGUUCCUAGAUAUACAGCUCCCAGAAUCAGUUCUGAAUCAAAUUGUUCUGCACACAAAAUUUGAGCGCAUGAAAGUAAAUCCAAUGACUAAUUACACCACAAUGCCUUCCAGCUUGCUAGAUCAUAGCAUAUCCCCCUUCAUGAGAAAAGGCACUGUGGGAAACUGGAAGGAGCACUUCACGGUGGCUCAAAGUGAGCAGAUGGAUGACCUCUGUGCUCAGUUGUUGAAAGGCAGUGGCCCGACUUUCCGCACAGAGCUGUAGCAUAAUUACAUGCUUAAGACAAACACCUAAAAACCUAGAAUGCAUUUAAAUA